Hordeum vulgare subsp. vulgare (domesticated barley) is the source of this 1828-nucleotide messenger RNA. Its product is annotated as MADS-box transcription factor 29-like. The record is from RefSeq and is a predicted model, not a curated record. Lineage: Eukaryota; Viridiplantae; Streptophyta; Magnoliopsida; Poales; Poaceae. Bases 9 to 323 code for a protein of 104 amino acids. The transcript has 2 exons. Gene Ontology annotation, molecular function: DNA binding; protein dimerization activity.
GGAAGAGGAUGGUCGACGACGACGGCGGCGUCUCGCGGCGGGCCACCUUCGGCGAGCUGCUGACGGAGGCGCAGGAGCUCGACGCGCUCUGCGAGGCGGACGUCGGCGUCCUCGUCUUCGACAGCGCCGGCAGGCAGAUCGACUACUGCAGCCCCCGCACCAGUUGGAGCGAGCUAACGCAGCGCUACAAGAGCAUUAGCAACAACAAGUUCCAGGGGAUAAAUCGUGAUGAUGACCAUCAGGUUAAUGAACAAACAGUCACACGUAGUCCCGUACUAGCUACAGAAUACAAAUACAUCUUUUCUCUGUUCUUUGUUACUUAAGCAUGAAGCCAAACUUAAAACAUCACAAUAAUUGAUAACACUUGAGGGACAAGUUUAUGUUUUCUAUAAGGCACAAUGUACACCCAUUGUUUAUACUUUAGUCCAGUGCCCUGAUUAGUUUCGUAUGUGUGGGAUGACCAUUUUACCAAAAGAGAGAAGCAUUUGUACUAGGUUACAAACUACAAUUUACUUUAGGAUAUUCCCUACUUUCCUUUUUAAAAAGGUUAGUACAAUACAAACCAGCUGAAGAAUCAGCUAGCCUGUAAGUAGCUAGGGCAACUGAAUACAAAUCAUCAAAAUAGUAAAUCUCGCUACAACAACAGAGGAUUACAGUUGUGAUAGCCCCAAAGAGAUUUGUGUCCUCUGUCUUCCACUGUCUGCAGUAAAUUUUAGAACCCACAAAUUUUAUUUGUGCUCUAGGACUCGUUACUUGUGCUUGUGCAGGAUUGGGUACAACAUGAUCACUGACGCAGAGGAGAAGGGGUUCAUCGUUCCACGCAAGGUCGGUAAAAUCGACCCCUGCCCCACUUUUGGUGCUUCCCCUGUUUUGUGCUCAUGCAAUUUGGGAAUGGUUUGGUGUCAGGAACGAUGAUUUGCGCCUCCUGAAUGUAAAUUGUUCCCUGUGAUUUUGCUAUGUACCGGCUUCAGUUAGUUCAGUAGAGGACACAGGUCAAGGGAAUUCAGCAUCUCCUCUACUAGUCUCUUCUAAUUGGGUUAAGUAAUCAAAACGUAUACAAAAGAAAUGAAGGAAUUGCCUCGUUCGGCGCUAGGAAUUUUUCGCACUUCUUUUCAGAGUUGCCAUACCAUACAAUCUCUAUUAGAAAUAAGAAUUAUACAGUGCAUAAGGCAUUGAUUUUGCAGUACUAUUUGUUCUCUCCUGCACUAGCACCUAGUUGCUUGACUUGCACAGCUGCUUUGCGAUGGCAUUUACGUGAACCCUUCAUCAACAUAUUGGUUCAGCUUUCACCUGAACCAAGUAGUAGUAAUUUGGAGCCUCUUUGUUUAACACUGUACUUCAUGAUCCCUUUCAUGCAUGGUGAUAUGAUUUGCUGCCCUCUAUUUGGCGCUAGGAAUUUUUCGUGUUUCGUUUCAGGGUUGCCAGUUGACCAGUUCUACUAGAGUUAUAUAUAUUCCACGGUGGUUGUAACCUAUGGCUCAUUUAUUUGCUCAUUAUUUGUAGUAUAAUUCAUUUUCUCCUGCACCUAGUUGUUUGACUUGUCCAGCUGCUCUGCGUAAGCAUUUACGUCAACCCCUUUACCAACAUGUUGGUUCAGCUUUCAACUUACACCUGAACCAAGUAUAUUAAUCUAGAGCCUCUCUAUUUAAUACUUCACCACGCCUUCCAUGAAUCAUGAUGUGCUGCCCCUUAUUUGCAAUCUUAAAAAAUAAUUGUGCACCUAGCCAUUAGCAGGCACUUCCUGCAAACUUUCAGUAAAGCUAUGUUUACUAAAAAAAUCAGAUAGCUGCUAUCUGAUUUUGCUGAUGUUUUCUUCUACAUGUGAAUG